GUAGAAUCAGCCGAGACAACAGAGACGGACACUUGACUUCCGCUUCAUCUGAGACUAAAAUAAAAUGGCGGAUCGGCUGCGCUGAAUUUAAAGGAGAAGGAUGAAGAUGAACUGAAGAAGAAGCCACGCAGCAGAAGACACAGCUUGGAAACACCACCCAACAUGUCUGGAAGUGAAGUAGCAUCACUUGAGGAAACACAAAGGGAGACUCCCUCCCCUGAGCAAGUCCGACUCACUCUGCCUGAGUUCAGGAUUGUGCUCGUUGGGAAGACUGGGGCUGGAAAGAGUGCAGCAGGAAACACUAUCCUGGGCAGAAGAGAGUUUAGAUCUGUGGUGGGCACAGGCUCAGUAACAAAAGAGUGUGAGAAGAAAAAAGGAGUCGUUGCAGGUAGAGACAUUGCUGUGGUCGACACACCAGGCUUCUUUGACACUGAGCUCUCUUCAGAGAAAGUUAAAAGUGAGACUGUACAGUGUAUUCCCAUGUCUUCCCCGGGACCCCACGUGUUUCUCUUGGUGAUACCUGUGGGACGUUUCACAAAGGAAGAGAAGGAAGCUGUGGAUAAAAUCGAGGAGAUCUUCGGUGAGGGAGCUGCAAAGUACACCAUGGUCCUUUUCAGCCGUGGAGAUGAUCUGUUAGACAAGACCAUUGAAGAGUACAUCCAGGAAGCCAGCAGAGAACAUAAUCAACUUCUUGAGAAGUGUGGGAACAGGUAUCAUGUCUUCAACAGUAGGAACAUGAACGAUCGCACCCAGGUCACUGAGCUACUGGAGAAAAUAGAGGCAAUGGUGGCAGAGAACGGAGGCACAUGCUACACCAACGAAAUGUACCGGGAGGUGGAGGCAAAGAUCAGAGAGAUGGAACAGAGAUUAAAACAGCAGUAUGAUGAGGAACUGCACAGGAAGGAAGAGGAGUUGAGAGCAAAGUUCCAGAAAGAAAUCGAUGAGUUAAAGGAGAAGACGGAAGAGAAGUUUGAAAAACUGGAUGAAGAGAUGAAACGAAGAGAUGAGAGGAUUAAAGACAUGGAGGAAAAGCACUUGCGCGAGCGUGAGGAAUUGAAGAGGUUACAUGAGGACAAGCACAGAAAUGCGAGAGGAGAAGCAGAACAAUCCAUUGACAUGUAUGGUUAUGCCACAGGCUGGUUAAGCCGUUUCCUUACUGGUUUGAAACUGUAAAAAUGCCAGAUGUGUGCAGGAAACAGAAUCCAAAGAACUUGGGAUUCUACCUAAUUUUGUACAUAACUGACUGAACAGUAUAUGUAAAUAAGUGUAAAUUUGUGCAGUUUUGAUAAUGUUACCUAAAUGUAUCAUUGUAUAUUUUUACUAAUUAACCCUGUGAUGCCCCAGCAGUCACUAUUUACAGGAUUACUGUAUGAACCCUGGAGUCCUGUGCCCCUCCCCACAUAUCAAGGCAGCAUCCAGGGCAUAUCUCUUUCCAUGAGAAAUUCAGAUUCUUUUUUGUCUGCUUAUUUUGCAUGAGCGAAAUAAAAGGGCACCUGGUGUCCAUGUGGCCCCUAUAGAGCCCCAGUGACAUUGUGCCUGUACCUAGGCCUUUCUAAAUGUUCCCCAAUGUUUUACAAUAUCCAGAUGAUUCAGACGUUUCAAGAAUAUUCUGGAAUAUUACAUGGACAAAUUUAGAAUAUUUUAGAAAUCAUGACAUUUGUUAUGAAUAUUUUUUUUAUAUUAUACAUUAUUAUUAUUAUUUAGCCAGGGCGACUUAGUCGUAAACAAAAAUACAUUUCAAGAAUCACAGUACAAGUAUUAAUACAAUUAAGAGCAAGAUAAAUACAAUGACUUCGGUUCUAGCAAGUACAAGUAUAUGACAAAAUACGAUUCAAUAACGGAGCAAAUAAGUGUCAGUAAAAGUUACAAGUGAACAUUUUGACACGUUAAACCUGGGUUUCUAACAAAUAAAUCAGUGAAUUUAAAUAUUUUGUUUACACUUGGCAAGUCAACAUUUAGUUAACAUUUCUAACAAAUAAAUCUGUGAAAAAAUACAUGUAACAACUGUUUUUUUGUUUGUUUUGUUUAAACUUGGCAAUUCAACAGUUACCUGGCAGAUACAUCUGAAAAACAUUGUUCAGCAAUUAAACCUUAGGUUUUCACAAAAUAGCCUACAGUAUGCACAUCGGGAGCAAAGUGAACGACACGAAUACAGCACGAGUACAAAAAAAACAUAGCUAGUCAUGAAAAGAAAAGACUGUCUCCUUUUUCUAUUUUGUGGAGAUUAAAUAAAAUAAAUAAAACACAGAAGAACAUGGGAACACCACACACUAAAAAAAGGAAAGAGUUUAGGGAAUAUCACAGGCUUGUGAAAGAGCUAAUGUGAUUAUUAUUAUUAUUAUUAUUAUCGGUCAACAUUAUUAAAACAAACAAGCAUCAUUUUACAGAAAUACGAAACCAGUGUGUGGCGCUCCCCGUCACUUGGACUAAAAUUAAGGUGAAAUAAAGAGAGAUAGACAUACCAUCAAUUUCCAAUUCUUCUGCUAUUUCUUGACAUGUGGCAUCCUCCUUUUUAUUGUCUUUAACCACGGACACUGGCAUCAUAAAGAACAUAUUUUUUGACUUUAAUAAUGAAAUUCUCAUUGGUGUCCAUUUUUUUUAUUUCUGUGGUAAUGUCUGUGUGAGCAAGACACUGGCAGUCUGACAGCCACUACCUUUGACCUUAUUUCUAAUUGAUCCAUUGUGACAGUCUUCUAGUGCAGGAGAAGCGGAGAGGUCAAGUGGGGGUGUAGGGAGAGAUGAGGGUCUGGAGGUACCUGGGUGCAGUCUGGUCAAGGUAUCUGUAGGCGAGUACAAGUGUCUUGAACUGGAUGCGAGCGGUGAUCAGGAGCCAGUGGAGUUGCAUUGGAGAAGCUAGGCAGAGAGAACACCAGGCGAGCAGUGGAGUUCUGGAUGAGCUGGAGUGGACGGGUGGCGGAUGCAGGGAGGCCAGCCAGGAGGGAGUUGCAGUAGUUUAGGUUGGAGAGUACCAGGGCCUGGACCAGGAGCUGGGUGGCGUAGUUGGUGAGGAAGGGUCGGAUUCUUCGUAUGUUGCUCAGGAAUAACCGGCAAGUGUGUGCCACAGUGAAGAUGUGCUGGGAAUAAGAGAGGCAGGGGUCCAGGGUGACUCUGAGGUUCUUAGCUGAGGAGGAGGGAGAGAGUGUGGCAGAUUCCAGAGGAAUGGAGAUAGAGAGAUCAGAGGAGGAGGGAAAGAAAAGGAGGUCAGAUUUAGAGAGGUUGAGUUUGAGGUGAUACGAGUGCAUCCAGGACGAGAUAGCAGACAGACAGGUAGAGAUACGGGAGGGGAUGGUGGAGUCAGAGGUGGGGAAUAAGUAAAAUCUGAGCAUCAUCAGCAUAGAAAUGGUAUGAGAAACCAUAGGAAGUGAUGAGAGGGCCCAGGGAGUAGGUGUAGAAAGACAAAAGGAGAGGACCCAAGACUGACCCUUGGGGGACUCCUGUUAAGAGAGGGUGAGGUGUGGAGGUUGCUCCAUGCCAGGUUACCUGGUAAGUGCGGUUGGAGAGGUAGGAGGAGAACCAGGCCAGAGCAGUGCCAGAGAUUCCCAGGUCAGUGAGAGAGGAUAGUAGAAUAGAGUGAUCGACAGUGUCAGAGGCAGCAGAGAGGUCGAGGAGAAUUAGGACAGAGGAGAGAGAGGCAGCUCAGGCAGAGUUAAGUGAGUUGGUGACAGACAGGAGGGCAGUUUCAGUGGAGUGAGCAGAGCGGAAGCCAGAUUGGAGAGGGUCGAGCAGAGAGCUGUCGGUGUACAUAGGAGGCUGUGUGGUCUAGUGGUUAAAGAAACGGGCUUGUAACCAGGAGGUCCCUGGUUCAAAUCCCACCUCAGCUACUGACUCAUUGUGUGACCCUGAGCAAGUCACUUAACCUCCUUGUGCUCCGUCUUUCGGGUGAGAUGUAAUUGUAAGUGACUCUGCAGCUGAUGCAUAGUUCACACACCCUAGUCUCUGUAAGUCGCCUUGGAUAAAAGUGUCUGCUAAAUAAACAAUUAAUAAUAAUACAGUCCACUCGAGGGUUUUGGAGAGGAAGGGUAGGAGGGAGACAGGACGGUAGCUCUGAAGGGAGGUGGGGUUGAAAGUAGGUUUUUUGAGGAGGGGAGUGAUAGAGGCUUGUUUGAAGGCAGAGGGAAAGAGACCAGAAGGGAGAGAGGUGUUGUGAAGGGAGGAAAUUAAGGGAAGUAGAGCAGGAGCAGCAGCUUGAAAGAGGUGAGUGGGGAGGGGGUCCAGGGCACACGUGUGUAUAUAUUAAUUUGGAAUCAGCAAUUUUUUUUAACCCAUUUUAAUUGGAGGUCCCCAAUUUUAAAUGCCCAAUUUUUAAGCCUGGCUCACCGCUGCAACCCCCGCACUGACUCGGGAUGAGAAAACAAAGCAUUCAUAGUAAAAGAAGAUGCAAGAUGCCAUUUGUGUGACUGGAGAAAGGAACGCAAGUCAAAACAAACAUGUGCAAUGGUGAACAUACAGAUUCAGCAUGCAUGCAGCUCCUACAACAGUGAAGAAGAGCCACACAAUGUUUAGAACUAACUGUAGAUAAAAUGGAGCAUUCUGUGUAUUAUGUAUGUGCUUUUGUUCCACCUUAUUCAGUAGUUAUGCUGUAAUUAAAUAU
This is a messenger RNA of Acipenser ruthenus (sterlet), 4591 nucleotides long. Its product is annotated as GTPase IMAP family member 9-like. The coding region runs from base 163 to 1173 and encodes 336 amino acids. The transcript has 3 exons. Gene Ontology annotation, molecular function: GTP binding. Lineage: Eukaryota; Metazoa; Chordata; Actinopteri; Acipenseriformes; Acipenseridae. The record is from RefSeq and is a predicted model, not a curated record.